AUGAAGGGCCCAAGGGUGCAACUGGGGGAGUACACCCAUCCCCAGAAGAACCCCAAAUCUCUGGCUGGCUGUCUCUUACCCAACUCCCAUCCCCAGCUCCAGCUGAGGGCAAGCGGGCUGCUGGGCUCUCCCGAGGAAAACCCAUGGUGCCGCCCUCAGGCCCCUGGCAGCUCCUCAACCUGGGCCCCAUCUCUGCCCCUCUUGGCUCCCCAGGCGUAUUUAAACUUUGCCCCUCCCACCCCCGUGCCUGGCGGAUCCCCUGGCACUGAGGCCCAGCCAGUGGCUCCAGCCAACGCACUUGGCUCCCAUAGCAAGUUAAAUCUAACCCAGCCCAGCUGUCUCUCCUCCGGCUCCCACCUGCCCCUCCCAUUCCCUGCAGGGAUGUGCCCACACCCUGCCCACCCUACACAGGCCCUCAGGAAGGGUGCAGAGGUUCCCUAGGGUCCCCCACUUUCCCACGCUAGGAAAGCCCUUUGCCUAGCAGCCUCUGGGGUGAGUGCCCUGCUUCUGGAGGUACCCCAGCGCCCAGGGUGGGGCCAGCAGAGUGCAGCAGGUUUUCAACAGGUAUUUCGAGAAGGAGCAGGAACCCACUUCCCAUCAGUCAGGGCGCAGCCAGGAAGAGGGAAACUCCAGGGCCAACACUGA
Molecule: messenger RNA, 645 nt
Organism: Mandrillus leucophaeus (drill)
Lineage: Eukaryota; Metazoa; Chordata; Mammalia; Primates; Cercopithecidae
Source: RefSeq, a predicted model, not a curated record